AUGAACAAGACAAACGUCUUAAGGUCCAAUUGUACGUUCCCGCUGGUGACAUCCCUCGGCGUCUGCAGCUCCUGCGAAAACGUCACAGCGCAGACACAGGUCACCUGCAACGACACUGUCUUGACAGCCGAGUCGCAAAACGGCCCCUACAGUUCUUGUAACUACACUCUUCCCGGCGGAGCCGACAUCUGGGCAUACGCGUACUAUACUUCGGUGUACGGCGUGACCACUCCCGAUCUCAAUAUCAGCCUGGGCAGUACAACCAGUGGGGGCAAUGCCGGGCUAGACGGAACGCCCGGGAUCAGUUCUAUCAGCAUUGUCCGGUUCGAUAAUGACGAUGAAAACACCGACUCGGAGGACCCGGACAGGCCGACAAAAUGGGCGGAGACGAUGACUGCUUACGAAUGCAAAUUCGAACUGUGCGCAUGGUCCUUUGAAGAUUGGGGCAUGACCAACGGGAUCCUCGUCAACGGCACCACAGCGCAAUCUCCCGUCGUCAGUGAUGGAAGAGUGCUCACAUCUGAUGACUUUGACGCCCAAGGCGCGAAGACUUCUCGUGUCUACACGGCCACAGAUCCCGAUUUCCACGGAAACGGUACAUUCGAGAUCAACCCGUUGGACCAGCAGGCCAUGGAGCUUACCCUCUCCACGAUUUGGUACACAGGAGAAGCCUCCAACGGAAUCCCGUACUUCUGGAACAGCGCAUACUUGGCUGGCCCAAAUAUUUCCCAGACUCUCCAAAACAUGGCUACGGGAAUAACGUACAACAUGAUGAGCGGACCAAGCGCAACGCUGGCCCGUGGGUCGCUGCUUGAGACCCAAACGUUCGUAAGAACCUGCGCAGCACACCAGCGCGCGUGGAAGUCGUCGUUGGUGCCAUUACUGUACGCAGACUCGACAAUGGUACCAGGCGAGAAUGGGGUGAGGACUUGGGGCGAGGAAGACAAAGUCCAGCGCAAGGCGAUUAUCAGUGCUGGCCUUCUGGCCGCUUCAGCGGCCGGAACACCUACAUCUGUGUUUGUGUCAUAA
Molecule: messenger RNA, 1029 nt
Organism: Diaporthe citri
Lineage: Eukaryota; Fungi; Ascomycota; Sordariomycetes; Diaporthales; Diaporthaceae
Exons: 3
Coding region: 1-1029 (342 amino acids)
Source: RefSeq, a predicted model, not a curated record